Molecule: messenger RNA, 1317 nt
Organism: Naegleria gruberi
Lineage: Eukaryota; Heterolobosea; Eutetramitea; Acrasida; Naegleriidae
Exons: 1
Coding region: 1-1317 (438 amino acids)
Source: RefSeq, a predicted model, not a curated record
AUGCUUCCAUUCCCUUCAACAACUACAGCACUCAGCUCAAAUGAUGCCAAGCCUAAACAAUAUACUAAACUUUUGACUUAUCCUCCAAACAGCACCAAUAGCAAUGCUACUAUUCAACGAUCAUCCAAUGCGAGUUCAAGUAGUGGUGCAAGUAAUUCUACCACUAUUGCCUCAUCUACAACAUCAUUCACUAGCCUCCUUCAAGGAAGUGGCGGAAUGGAGAAUUGCACCAAUACUACUCUAUCAAAUGGUACUAUAACUAGUUCUCAUAAUACUGCUGCUACUACCAAUAAUACUAGUAAUACAAAUAAUGCAAGAGUAGCCACAAUUAGUUCAAACAGUGCUGGAUCAACAUUAAUUCAAUUAGUGAAUAAUGGUAAUAGUUCAAUUGAAAAGACAACUCAACAACCAAUCAAAACAAGCAAGCAACCAGUAAGAAGAUCACCUCCUCCAACACCUGUUUCUGCUUCUUCCUCAUCAGCAGCCACCAAAAAGCCUUCACCAAAUUCUCAAAGUGUGAAAACUUCGCCUCCAAAAAGAGUGGAGCAAACUACAAGGCUUUCCAGUGAUUCUGCUCUCUCAGUAGACAUUGAUUCAAGUAAGAAGAGGAAUAAGAAGAGAAAGGCUGAGAAUAUUUCUCCAGAUAUGAAUUCAUAUUUUCAAGAGGAAGAGAGUACUAGUGGCACUCCUCAAGCAUAUACACCUUCAGUUUACUUUGCACCUCCUGUAUUUCAAUCAUACGAUUACUAUUCAUAUCCUCAAAUGAUGGGUGUUCCUCAGUUUGCACCAACCACUAGCCAAGGAGGUGCUACUUCUUCCUCUUCUUCUGAAUCCUUGGCUACCAAACCAAAACAAUUCGAAUCAGAUGAAGACUAUUGCAAGAGAAGACCAAUAAUUGCCCAAUAUUUAGAGAAGAAGUUAGGUUUUACAAGAUAUGUUCUCGAUAGAUUGGACGAUAGGGAGCUAGCUCACCAAUUUAUUCAUUCAUUGGUGACUGCCAAAGAUAAGACCAUGAUGGGAUCACUUUGUAUGUCUCUCCUCUCUGUCUACUUGCAAGAAAUUAAGUGUGUUCCAGUAUCUGAUUUGUCAUUCCAAGAUGGAAGUACUCAGACCAAUUCUACUCAUUUUAACAUAAUGGGAGCCUCAAUGGAAUAUUCUGCACUCAUUUCCCGAAUUUUAAUCAUGACCAGUGAUCCAGACUGCAAACCUAACAAGGUUGCUGAUCUAUUGGCUUUAUCAUUCAUGCUCAUUUUCAAUUUUGGAUCGUACUGUAGAUCGGGUAGUGUUGCACCAUCAUCAUCAGCAAAUAAACAAUAA